Solenopsis invicta (red fire ant) is the source of this 1093-nucleotide messenger RNA. RefSeq lists its product as uncharacterized. The record is from RefSeq and is a predicted model, not a curated record. Bases 435 to 917 code for a protein of 160 amino acids. The transcript has 2 exons. NCBI's taxonomy places the organism in Eukaryota, Metazoa, Arthropoda, Insecta, Hymenoptera, Formicidae.
GGGGAAAUAAAGAAAUAGAGGAGGUAAAUACGUUUAAGUACUUAGGUUUUACGUUUAACAAGAAAGGGAACUAUAAGGAACAUAUAAAAGAAUUGAGUAGAAAAGGAAGGUUGGUAGCAAAUAAGGUGUGGGGAUUAGGAGAGAGAUUAGGAAGAAAUGAUUUUAGAAGGAGGUGGACUCUGUUUAGGUACCUAGUUUAGAGUGUGAUGGCGUAUGGAGCAGAAAUAUGGGACUGGGCAGAAAAAGAAGCGUUGGAGAAAAUAAUGUUAGUCUAUGUUAGAUGGCUGUUUGAAUUAAAUUUUUGCACACUAAGAUACAUUGUAACCAGGGAAUUGGGAAUGGAAAAAUUGCGUAUAGGAUGAGGAAUAAGGGCCAAAAGAUAUGAGGAUAGGAUCAAAAACGGGGUAGCAGGUAAUUUAGUCAAGAACUGGUGAAUGGAGAAAGAGUGGAAGGGAAAAAAGGAUUUAUAUAGCAAAGAAAAAGAAAAAUAUUACAAUAGAAAUGAUUGGGGAGUGAGCACAGUAGAGGCAUGGGAGAGGAAAGGGGGAGAGAUGGAACUGAAGAUCAUUGAGAGAGAAAGGGAUAUACAGAAGCAAGAAGAGGAGAGUAGGAUUUUAGAGUCAAGAUACAACAAGAAAUACAGAGAAAUAAGGGUAAAGAGUGGGGAAUCCAGACCUAGGUAUUUAGAAAUAGAAAGUUUAAACAAGAUAAGGGGAGGAGAGGGAAUCAGGACACUAAUAAAUUUGAAAUGUAAAAAUAUGGAAGAGGCAAAUAAAUAUUGGUUAAGAGAAAAAGAAAGGGAAUGCGUGAAGGUUGGGAUAAUAUGGAACAUUAGGGAACUGUCAAGAACUGAAAAAGGAUUAGGCGGAAUUAAGCAAAGGAAAAGACGAGAUUAUGGAAAAAAUCUGAGACGAUGAUCUUGAUUUGUUUAAAAAAAAGAUUUUAAGAAGGAUAUGGAUUAAGAGAAAGAAAGUGAAAAAGAUGAAGAAAGAAAGAAAGGAACAAGAGGAGAAAUUAAGAAAGAAAAUAGACAUUAAUAAGGAGGAGGAAAAGAAGCUAAACAGAUCAGGGCAAUAGCAAUACGAGAGGUAGA